Molecule: messenger RNA, 1824 nt
Organism: Vespula pensylvanica (western yellowjacket)
Lineage: Eukaryota; Metazoa; Arthropoda; Insecta; Hymenoptera; Vespidae
Gene: frj
Product: lysophospholipid acyltransferase 7
Exons: 7
Coding region: 61-1443 (460 amino acids)
Biological process (GO): lipid modification; phosphatidylinositol biosynthetic process
Cellular component (GO): membrane; mitochondria-associated endoplasmic reticulum membrane contact site
Molecular function (GO): lysophospholipid acyltransferase activity
Source: RefSeq, a predicted model, not a curated record
AAUGCACUUUUGUGCCAUUGGAGCUCCGUUCAGUUCUCUUCGUGAGCACGAACAAGAACCAUGUUUCAAGAUGAUGCCAUUUACGUGUCUUUAUUGCUCUCCUGUGUAGCUUUCGGAUUUAUCUGUCGAAAGUUUAAAGAUCCUCGCGAGAGACAAUGGAUCAGUACAAGUUUCGGUUUGCUUUUAGUUAUACUUGUUUCUGGAAGUCAUGUUGUGCAUCCCCUCAUCUGCUUGUUAAUUAAUGCGGUCAUCGUGACCAAGCUUUCUUGGAAAAUAUGCCAUCUAGCCAGUUUAUACUUUUCAUUUUUCUAUUUACUUGUUAUCUUUCGUUUGGGACAUUUGGUUGGUAUGCCGGUACCGCCUGCACAUACAAAUUUAGUUCAAAUGAUUCUUACCUUGAAAUUAUCUGGAUUAGCAUUUGAAAUAAACUCGGCUGCUGCCAUGAAACUACCGGACGAUCCUCAAGGGGUUAAUUCUGCAGCUUUAAAAAAAAUUACUUUUAUGGAUGUAAUUCAUUAUGGUCUAAGUUACAUGGGAGUUUUGACAGGUCCCUAUUAUCGGUACAGAACAUAUUGGGAUUCACUACAUAGACCUUUUUCUUAUUACGUCGAUCCAUGGCCUCUAACAUUGUAUAAGUUAAAACAAGCGACUGUGUUAUCUAUACUUUUUUUGUUAAUGAAUUACACAUUCCCUACAGAGUAUACUGUGACUGAGGAAUAUGCAAAUCGAUCGUUGUUGUACAGAUGGUUCUACACAUACCCAGUCUUUGCAACAUUUCGGCUAAGACUAUUUUCUGGAAUAAUUCUGUCGGAAUGUGCAUGUCAGAUGGCUGGAUUAGGUGCUUAUCCCACCAAAUGUGAAACUGCACCUGGAUUGGGGCCACGUAAUUACAAGGAGUUCGAAGAAAUAUGUACAGAUGAAGAAAAAAUAACACAAGAACAAUUCGAUUUUGAAACUAUACAUAACAUGAACAUAUGGCAAGUGGAAACUUGUCAUUUAGUAAGAUCGUGUAUGAAAUAUUGGAAUUCUUGUAUACAAUAUUGGAUGGGUAUUUACAUAUACAAAAGAUUUCCAUUCAAACCAUUAAGAAUGAUAAUGACAUUAACUCUGUCUGCAUUAUGGCAUGGAUAUGCUGUUGGUUACUACGUUUGCAUAUGCUCAGUUCCAUUUUAUUUACUGAUAGAAGAUCUGUUAAUAAAGUUUCACAAUCAGCACGAGAAGGAUAGCAUUGGUUGGAAAAUUUGGACGUUUACUCUAUGGGCAAUGAGACUAUCCUGUAUGGCUUAUUUGGGUGUUCCGUUUCUAUUACUCGAUUUUCGACAAAUAUUACAAUUUUAUGCAAAUCUGUAUUACAUUGGUCAUAUUAGUUCAGUUAUAAUAUAUAUAAUAGCCAGAAUAAUGAAACCCAUAAUUAUAAAGAAGAACGCAGAAAAAAACAAAUAGGUUUAUCAGCUAUAAAAGAAUACACUGCACUCUUAUUAAGGAAAAUGGAUUUAUAAAAAAAUACGAACUUCUGUGAUAGAUGCCUGCUACAAUAGGUUGAAAUUCGCCUAAGGAAUAUCACAAAAAUUUCUGGUCCAGUAAGGCCGAACUAACGCUGUCUUCCUGCACAGCAAGAAGGAACAUGACAUUAUAUACAUACGUAAGUAUGUAUUACAAAAUAAUUGCCUUUUCCGUAGACUUUAAUGAUUUGCGAUGAUAAUUAAGGGAUUAAAUGUAAAUUCGUAAUAAUUCAUAAUAAUAUUAUGGUAGUGUACAUAAUACUAGAGUAAGUUCAGGGAUAAAAAUGGAGAAUAAGAAAUUAAACAAAAAAAAAAAAAAAAA